Messenger RNA from Theobroma cacao (cacao), 1442 nucleotides. Its product is annotated as syntaxin-32-like. Gene Ontology annotation, molecular function: SNARE binding; SNAP receptor activity. NCBI's taxonomy places the organism in Eukaryota, Viridiplantae, Streptophyta, Magnoliopsida, Malvales, Malvaceae. The record is from RefSeq and is a predicted model, not a curated record. Gene Ontology annotation, biological process: endoplasmic reticulum to Golgi vesicle-mediated transport; intracellular protein transport; vesicle fusion. Gene Ontology annotation, cellular component: SNARE complex; Golgi membrane; endomembrane system.
AGGUAGGUCAUUAGAUCUGCUGGGUUUCUUGCGUCUUCCGUGUUCCCUGUAAUUCUAGCUAAGCUCGAUACCUUCCCUGCUUCCCGUUUUGCUUACGACGACGUUUCCAGCUUCACACUUUUAACCAAUUUCUUAAUUUACGGUUUCGGAAUUUUACCAAUUCAUUCUCAGAUUUUCACAAAAUUUUCUCCCAUCGCACCCAAAGAAAAAUGAUAGUAUUUAUCACAAAAAUGUGUUGAAAUUACGCGAAUUUUUCAUUUUUAGGAAAAAUUGUUUUUAGAUACAAUUGUAAACAAAAAAAAUGCCUGGAAAAUCUGGGCAAUCGUCUUACCGGGACCGAACGCAGGAGUUUUUGAGCGUAGCGGAAACGCUAAAAAAGUCAUUUCCAUCGUCCAACAAUGCGGCGUUGAGUAAUAGUAGCAGUAGCGUCGGCGGGAAGACCGAGGAUCGGAGAUCUGCAGUGGCGGUUCAUUCGGAGUUCAACAAAAGGGCCUCGAAGAUCGGGUUCGGUAUCCACCAGACAUCGCAGAAGCUAGCCAAUCUCGCAAAGCUGGCAAAGAGAACAUCAGUGUUUGAUGAUCCAACUGCUGAGAUCCAAGAACUGACAUCUGUAAUAAAGCAAGACAUUACUGCACUUAAUUCUGCUGUAGUGGACCUCCAACUGCUUUGUAAUUCACAAAAUGAAAGUGGGAAUAUCUCCAGUGACACCACAACCCAUUCAACAACAGUUGUAGAUAACCUAAAGAAUCGACUAAUGAGCACCACUAAAGAGUUUAAAGAAGUCCUCACCAUGCGAACAGAGAACAUCAAGGUUCAUGAGAAUAGAAGGCAAUUGUUUUCUUCAAAUGCUUCAAAAGACUCUACAAAUCCUUUUAUUCGCCAGCGACCACUGGCUACUAGAUCAACAUCUACUUCAUCAUCAGGUCCUCCCCCCUGGGCUAAUGGUCCCACAUCAUCAUCCCAGUUAUUUCCGAGCAAGCUGGCAGAUGGGGACUCUCAGCCUUUAUUACAGCAGCAGCAUCAACAGCAACAGCACCAGCAGUUGGUUCCCCUGCAAGAUAGUUACAUGCAGAGUCGAGCUGAAGCUCUUCAUAACGUGGAGUCAACAAUUCAUGAACUUAGCAAUAUCUUCACACAGCUAGCAACCAUGGUUUCUCAACAAGGGGAGCUUGCAAUCAGGAUUGACGAGAACAUGGAUGAGUCACUGGCAAAUGUGGAGGGGGCACAGAGCCAGUUGGUCCGAUACCUUAACAGUAUUUCAUCCAACCGUUGGCUGAUGAUCAAGAUAUUCUUUAUAUUGAUUGUAUUCCUCAUGUUUUUCUUAUUUUUUGUGGCAUAAAUAUAUUGAAGGAAAUAGAAAAUUAAAGGAUAUAUGAGUUCUCUCUCUCAAUAUAUAUAUAUGCAAUCUCAGGGUACUUUCACCCCCAUUUUUGAGUAGUAAA